This is a messenger RNA of Trichoderma citrinoviride, 1695 nucleotides long. RefSeq names its product alkaline phosphatase-like protein. Gene Ontology annotation, molecular function: alkaline phosphatase activity. Bases 1 to 1695 code for a protein of 564 amino acids. Gene Ontology annotation, biological process: dephosphorylation. The record is from RefSeq and is a predicted model, not a curated record. The transcript is spliced from 2 exons. NCBI's taxonomy places the organism in Eukaryota, Fungi, Ascomycota, Sordariomycetes, Hypocreales, Hypocreaceae. Gene Ontology annotation, cellular component: fungal-type vacuole membrane.
AUGCCGUCCGAGCGUCAUCCUCUCCUAUCCAACCGCGGCGAGUCCGCCGAGAUCGCCCAGCAAAAGGCGGCCCUGCGCUCUUCACGCAUCCGCGAGAUUGCCUUCUUUGCCUGGGGCCUCCUCGCAACAGCCGCCUUCAUUGUCGCUGCCGUCUGGAUCCAGCACGAUGCGCAAACCGGCCGCGGCAGCGACGACAAGGUCGCCGCGAAGCGGAACCUCGUCUUCAUGGUGUCCGACGGCAUGGGGCCGGCCUCGCUCUCCCUGACGCGCAGCUACCGCCAGUUCAUCAACGACCUGCCCGAGAACGACACGCUCGUCCUGGACCAGCACUUCUGGGGCACCAGCCGCACCCGCUCCAGCAACUCCCUAGUCACCGACAGCGCUGCCGGCGCCACUGCCUUCUCCUGCGGUCUCAAGAGCUACAACGGCGCCAUCUCCAUCCUGCCGGACUUUGAGCCAUGCGGAUCCGUCAUGGAGGCUGCCAAGAGAGUUGGGUAUACCACGGGGUUGGUUGUUACCACCGAUAUCACCGAUGCCACGCCCGCGACCUUCGUCAGCCACGUCCUGAGGCGAGAGAUGCAGGACUCGAUUGCUCUGCAAGAGAUUGGCGAGGGUGUCUUGGGCCGUUCCGUCGACCUCAUGCUCGGCGGAGGCCGCUGCCACUUCCUGCCCAACUCCACCGAGGGUGGAUGCCGUGCGGAUGAGGUGGACGUUACGCGACUGGCCCAGGAGAAGCACGGCUGGGGCUACACCGAUAACCGCCAUGGCUUUGACGCUCUUGACGGCGGCAACAAGGUCAAGCUUCCUUUUCUCGGUCUCUUUGCCGAGAGGGACGUGCCUUUUGAGAUCGAUAGACAGAAGCAGAACGAUGUUUACCCCAGCCUGAGCGAGAUGGCUACCACGGCCCUACGAGCUCUCGAAAAGGCGACCAAGGACACGGACAAGGGCUUCUUCCUCAUGAUUGAGGGCAGCCGCAUUGACCAUGCCGGCCACUUCAACGACCCUGCUGCCCAGGUCCGCGAGGUGCUGGAAUACGACAAGACGUUCAAGGCCGUCCUCGACUUCAUCGCCAGCAGCGAGACUGAGACCGUGCUCGUAGCCACCAGCGACCACGAGACCGGCGGUCUCGCCACUGCCAUCCAGGAGCCCGGCCAUUUGCCAGUGUACAACUGGUACCCUCGCGCCCUGGCCAAGGCCUCCUCGUCUACCGAGCACCUCGCCGCGAAGCUCCGCUCGCAUGCCGCGUCCAUCGGUUACUCCAACUCCAAGGACAAGAGGAAGGCCAAGGCAGACCUCAAGAAGUGGAUCAACAAGGAACUCGUCGUGCCCGGCCUCGGCAUCUCCAACGCCUUCGACGAGGAGCUCGAGGCCCUGGCGGACAACGCCGAGGCUUCGCUCGAGAUCUUCUCCGCCAUGAUUUCCCUGCGCGCGCACGUCGGCUGGAGCACCCACGGGCACACCGCCGUCGACGUCAACAUCUACUCGUCUGGCGGGCCCGGCACGCAGGCGAUCCGCGGCAACGUCGAGAACACGGAUGUCGGCAAGUUCUUGCGGCACUACCUUGAUGUGGGCGAGCAGGUGGAGGAGAUUACGAAGGAACUGAGGGAGAAGACGGAGAAGCCUGGCGAGGGCGCGAAGAAGAUGGCCCUUGAGCAGAAGAGCGUUGUAGAGCCUUAUCACGCGCAUGAGAUUUAG